AUGUCGUUCGCGAGUGCUUCGACAGGCGCCGGCCCGGGCCUGAUCUCCUCCACGCCCGCCUCCUCCGCCUCCGGUCCGGCAAGCGCCACCCCUUCCGCCUCGACGUCGCCGUCCGUGAACGCUGCCGGUGCCGGUACCGGUGCCGGCGCCCUGGCCGGUGCGGCAGGCGGCAGCAGUAUUGACGACAACCGCAAUGCCUCCAACACAUCGCUGACCUCGUCAUCCUCCCCCUCCUUCCCGACACCCGCCACGGCCACCACCCCGUCUGCGGCCACGGCCAGCCCCGCCAUCCCGUCCUCCUCCACCUCGUCCUCCUUGUUCCGCACGCAGGCGGCGCCGGGGCCGGGGCCCGCAUCCCAGCAGUACCACCAGCAGCAGCAGCAGCAUGCGCACGCGGCGCAGCAGCUGACACCGCGCACGCCGACGACGGCGUCGACGUCGCUGACAACGAACCCCGUGCUGCACCCCAACCUGCCGUCGCCGUCGUCGCCGCAGCACACGGCGCAGGCGCGCGCCGCCCUCGUCGGCACCAUCGAGAACCUGCUCGACUCGGAGCUGCAGAGCCGCGCGGGCCUGCUGCACCAGAACGCCCGGGCGCUCGAGGCGCAGGAGAGGGAUGUGGCCAAGGCGACCGAGGCGCUGCGGCGCGAGAACGACAAGCUGGUCAAGGUGGUUAAGGAGGGCAGCCGCCGCGUCCUGGAGACGGGCAACGUGCAGAACUGGGCCGAGGUGCUGGAGCGCGACUUCCUGGUGCUCGAGGACACGCUGCGCCAGGUCCGCAGGGGCGACAGCAGCGCCGCCGGCUGCAGCGACCCGGACUGCAGCGGCUGCUCGUGCGGUAGCGCCAGCGCCAGCGCGAGCUGGUCCGGCAGCGAGGCGGGUGGGAGCCGCCGCGCCAGUCUGGAUCAGGGGCCGGGGCCCGGGACUGCCGCCGGCGGAGGGGACACUGUCGAAGAUGUCAUAGUCGGGGGCGCUGCUGCUGCUGGUACCUCGGAAGCCAUGGACGUGGAUACGGAAGACACCGGGAAGAAGACCCCUGAGCCGGGCGAGCGCGAUGGCACGUUUGCGAGCGUGGGCAAUGCGAUCGCGGCCAGCAUCAGCGAGGCCAUGGCGACGGCUAUGGGCGACGUGGCAACGCCGCCGGAAUCACGGUUGCCGUCCGCGUCUCCAGGCUUGGAGCCUGAGGCCCGAGACAAGGGGAAGCAAGCAGAGAGGGUUGGCGAUAGCGAUGUUCCGGAGCUGAGCCAGAUGCAGGUCGACUCUGAGGAUGGGCACAAUGGUCAAGAGGCGCGUACGCUGGGCGACACGGACGUGAAGGCGUUGGAGGCUAUUGAUCUCGGCCUUGAGCCAGCCCUUGGAGGGACUUCGGCGAUGAAAACUAUUCCAGAUUCGACCGCCCAUCAUCAAGAGCCGGGGCCGAACAUUACUCCCGGUGCCGAGGCCGACACCCUGGGUGAGGAUAGCAUGGACGUCGACGACCGAGGAGGCGCUGAGCAGCCAGGACAGGAGCCCAGCAGACUAGACGAGACGGCCGGAAGACAGGAACUGUCGGCUCGCGAAGCAACAGUGGCCGUCUGA
Neoarthrinium moseri is the source of this 1578-nucleotide messenger RNA. RefSeq lists its product as uncharacterized. The transcript has 2 exons. The record is from RefSeq and is a predicted model, not a curated record. Lineage: Eukaryota; Fungi; Ascomycota; Sordariomycetes; Amphisphaeriales; Apiosporaceae. Gene Ontology annotation, cellular component: BLOC-1 complex. The coding region runs from base 1 to 1578 and encodes 525 amino acids. Gene Ontology annotation, biological process: endosomal transport.